GUACUUUAUUUUUAAUUAUAAAUGUUUUUAUUUUAAAUUUUCGAUACCAUUCGUGCUGCCAUCUGUUGACAAUAGACAUGACAAUUCGAUUGAAAUAAUAUGAUUCUUUUUAAAAGAAUGUGUUUAUUUUUUGAUUUGAAUAAUUUUUUAAAGUUCUAUUUUAAAGAAUGCUCCUUAUUCGAAUUAAUAAUCAUUUUAAUUGUUCAAUAAAUAUGCUAUAAUUUUAAUGCAAAAUAAUAAUACUCUGCGCGCCAUCUAUCGGCAGUCAUAGACAUUUGGGAAACAUAUUUUAUUUAUAACUAUUAUUGUUAUUACUAUUACAGUUUGUAUGAUAUAUUCUAUACCGUUUUAAGUUCAAAUUGGCACUAAUCAAACCCAAAAUGGCAAUAAACAAAACCAAUUUGGCGACUGUCAUAUUCAAAUUGUCAUUAAUCAAAAUGACAUUAAUCAAUUACGAAAUGUCACUGUGAGCUAUAGAACUGGAAACAUUCAGGUUUAGCUAUACGAGUUCAGGCUAAAUUUUUCUUAAAAAAGUCCUCGAUGCAAUAUCUUCUAGCUGUGCGUAAACAUAUUGUCACUAACACUCUAUUCCAUCUGGGCAAUACUGUUCUUCUGCGUUCUCGAGCAUAAUUAUCAUAAUACUAUUCACUUCUCCGUCUUCUUGUAAAUUUUCUCUGAUUCUGUCUUUCCCACAACAUUUAGAACACGCAAAAAUGGAAUGUUCCACAUUAUCCACUGAGUCACAAUAUGGCCAAUGGUCACUUUGGCUUCUUUUAUGCAAAUGAAGGUGUUAUAGCCUCGGUGCACGCCGUGCGAUAUGUCCAUAAUAAUCUUAACAACACCUACAACAACAGCUUUGUUGUAAGCUUUCAAGUUUUUUCUAUGUUUUUUUACAUGUAUCGCAUCCUGCUAAGACAUACAAUCCAUUUUCACCAUUUCUUUUUAAUAAUCAAAUUAUGAUCAAUAAUUCUCUCUUUCAUGAACAAUCUUACCAGUAAUCUUGUAAUCAAUUCAUCAUGCUAGUUCUCUUUCUUUGGACAAUCUUGAAUUCUGGACACCUAGCGUCUUUGUAGAUGUGAGCCUUGCAAAUUAUAUUGACUUUUCUUCAACCUCUCUCAUGCUCUAUUGCCUGAUACUGAAAUUAACACUGUUUUAAACCGAUAUGAUCAUGCAGAGAUACAACUGAGCAUUAAAUGAGCAAUCUACAGAUAUUCACAACGAAUUUGAUAGAGUUCACACACGUUACGAAAAAGCGUGUAUAACAUUAAUACAAUAUAAUCUGAUGAUGGUUCUAUUAAUACAUACGCACGUGCUUCAAAAUCUAGUAUUAUGUUAUUGUUAUAGCUGAAUAUUAGAAAAAAAUAAGAAUGUAUUUUUAUAUUUUUCAACACUCUGUAUAUGUAUAGGUUCUGACUGCGCACAUGACAAUUCACGAAUUCCACCCUUUCCUUAAACACCCUUUAAUAGAAUUCAUCCAAAAAUUUAGCAAGAUCAUUUGGAUCUAAUGGACUCAAACAAUAAAUUACGUAUAUUUAUGUUAUGUUAUGCUAUUUAUGGAAUUCUUUUAGUAAUUUUAGGUGUUAGUUUACCAAAACUGACAAAUUCAUCAACAGAUAAAAUGAAAGGGGCUGCAAAUACCAUCAAAUACAUUGAUGGGAGUAGUGCUGUAAUAAAUACCACUACAUACAUAUUUCUUGCUUAUGGAAUUAUGGUUUUGAUUUUAACAGCUUUUAUUUAUAAAUGCUUACUGAUUGAAAAUAAGAAACUUUUGAAAUGGUUACGUAUUUUAUUGGUGAUAGCAAUCACUAUUAAGAUAGGAACUGGGUCGAUUCUAUCAACUCAUAUACUAAAACAAAAAUUUGCACCUGCUAUCAGAAGUAAAUUGAUAAAUAACUUUAUUGAGAUACCUUUUCAUUCUUCUAAACAUUUUAAAGCACAAAUGUUUUUUGAGGAAAAGUAUGAUUGUUGCGGAGUUGACAACUACACUGAUUACAAUGUUAUAUUUGAGAGCAAUGAUUUGCAUUAUCCCGAAAGUUGUUGUACAAAAUACAAUAAUUUUUGCACAUUAAAAGACGAAAUCAAACCCGAUGGUUGUUUUGAUAAACUUCUCAUUGGGUUUCAUACCAGUUUUGUUCCCCUUCUGGUGGCGAUCGUUGUAGGAUCAGUAAUAGAAACCACCAUAGGAGGAGAAAUUAAAAUGAUUAUUGAAAAGGUAAAUAAAAUUCCUGGAGGUAAUAAUCUACAAGGUGUGACUCAAAUCGAAUCUACCGCUGUUUAAAUACUACCUAUUUAUUUAGGUACAUUAAAAAUCUUCUAUUGUUGCCAAAUAUUAUAAAAAUGUUCUUAUAGUUAUUUAUAUUUAUAUUACAAGUCUGGUAAUUGACUUGUAACAUUAUGAGUUAGAUAUUAAAGAGGAGGCUCCUUUGAGAGUAAUUGUCUUCUAAAGUAGGUAAGACUUUGUAUCAUUACCAAGCCAUUUAAGAAACGAUAUUGCCGAGGUCGCUUGCGGAUGAGGCGCUGGAUUUGAUACAUCAACACAAAAUCGCCAACAUUGAAACAUUUUAGCGCCUCGGCCGCAAGCGACCUCGGCGGUUUGAGUGUACCUGUCUUCUUAUAAGAGGCUUUGUAUUUUUGCUAAGACAUUUAAGAAACGAUAUUAUCUCAAAUCGCCGAGGUCACUUGCGGGCGAGGCGCUGGAGUUGAUAUAUCAACAUAAAAUCGACACCUUUGAAACAUUUUAGCGCCUCGGCCGCAAGCAACCUCGGCUGUUUGAGUAUACGUGUCUUCUUACAAGAGACUUUGUAUCUUUGCCAAGACAUUUAAGAAACGAUAUUGCCUCAAAUCGCCGAGGUCGCUUGCGGGCGAGGCGCUGCAUUUGAUAUA
Onthophagus taurus is the source of this 2883-nucleotide messenger RNA. Its product is annotated as tetraspanin-21-like. The record is from RefSeq and is a predicted model, not a curated record. Gene Ontology annotation, cellular component: membrane. Lineage: Eukaryota; Metazoa; Arthropoda; Insecta; Coleoptera; Scarabaeidae.